Messenger RNA from Nicotiana tabacum (common tobacco), 1294 nucleotides. RefSeq lists its product as uncharacterized. Lineage: Eukaryota; Viridiplantae; Streptophyta; Magnoliopsida; Solanales; Solanaceae. The record is from RefSeq and is a predicted model, not a curated record.
CGUCACAAGAUUCCCAAAGCAAAGACAGAGAUAUGGAACUACUCUAUCUUCUCUGCUCCCUACUUUCAACUUCCAUCACUUCUUUCUUCCUCUCCGUUCUCCUCCAUUUCCGCCUUCUCCUCCGCCACUUUGGCAUCCGUUUUGACGCUGGAGCAGACUCUGUUUCUCUCUACGAAGGCACUGUCUGGCACGAACGCCGUAGUCCCGUUCACCAUUCCUUCCGGUACCCGGUGCGCUACGCACUCAUUGACCUUGACCAUGCGCCUCAUAAUCCACCUGACCACCUCUCAGCUCACGAAGCUCGCUCCAUUUCUGGUACCAACGGCCCCGUUCUCUUGUUGACAAUACCACCUAGUGUGGGAUAUGUGCAAAACCCGUUGAGUUUGUACUAUUGCCAUGAUAUUGAAGGCUCUUCGCAGAGGUUGGCGAAAUGCAUUGCUGAGGUGACUAACACCCCAUGGAGUGAAAGAGUAUCAUUUUUGUUCAAUCCAAACUCAGAUGUAGUUGCCAAAGCCCUUCACGUUAGUCCCUUCAUGGAUAUGCUAGGUAACUGGAGCAUGAAAACAAAUACCCCUGGCAAUAAUCUGUUUGUUACAAUUUCAGUAAAUCACCCGAAACAUGGUGACUAUUUCUCAGCUUCAUUGAUGGCCAAAAGAGUAUCUUCCUCCACACAUACUGAUAUUGCUUUAUUCUUCUGGCUAAUGCCUCACAAGGUUGCACUAUGGAUAUAUUGGCAGGCUCUCAAGCUUUGGUGGAAGGGUGUUCCUUUCUUGCAACAUCCAAGGUAUUACAACCCUAGAUACAGAGGAGAAGCCAUACUAUUUGAUGAAAAGCUUCAAUGCUGUCCAGCAUUUGUAUGUGAGACACAGAACAAUCAACAGGCUGAAGAGCACUGUUCCGGUCCUGCAGCUCACUCAACUUCAGAACAUCAUUGCUUCACUUGGAGGGAUGCAAAAUGGCCCUGGUGCUAAAACAAAUGCAAUUUGGAGUAACGCCUUUCCGCAAAUAAAUGGCCUUCUUUGACUCUCAAAGGUGUUAGAUCCCCAAGUAUACACAUGUAUACGUGGUCGUCAAGUAAUAAAGUAAUUCGAGAGUCAGAUGUCGAACCCACAAAUACUUAGAUCAAUUGUUAAUUAAGCAAACUAAAUCAAUUAUUUGUUCAAGGUACUCAAACAUGAUGAUUUUUCUACUAAAACUAGUUUUGCAAGUAUUAAACAAGUAAUUAACUAAACUAAUAAGAAUGCAGAUGUUUAUGAUCGAGUUUUAAUCAAUGGAAAUUAAGAUUUUAGGGUUG